This is a messenger RNA of Nematostella vectensis (starlet sea anemone), 1564 nucleotides long. RefSeq names its product E3 ubiquitin-protein ligase RNF113A. The record is from RefSeq and is a predicted model, not a curated record. The coding region runs from base 170 to 1135 and encodes 321 amino acids. Gene Ontology annotation, molecular function: metal ion binding. The transcript is spliced from 2 exons. Lineage: Eukaryota; Metazoa; Cnidaria; Anthozoa; Actiniaria; Edwardsiidae. Gene Ontology annotation, cellular component: U2-type spliceosomal complex. Gene Ontology annotation, biological process: snoRNA splicing.
UGAGCUCGAAAACAAGCAUGAUCAACGUCAAAACAAAAAGAUAACAUUAUUUGGCUUCCUUUUCCGGAAAUUAUUCCUUCCUGACGCUUUAUUGUUUUUCUUGUUACAAACUCUGAAACUCUAGGGCCCCAUGCCGAGAGGGCCUGAGUUCUAGCGAUAGGAAAGCAAUAUGGCGGAUGACGCAGCCGAGACGGCAAAUGCAGAAAAACCGACUUGCACUUUCUUCAAGAAGUCCAAUCGAAGUAAAAAUGUCCGCAAAAGAAAAGCUGAAAGCUCGGGGAGUGAGGACGAAGGUCAGACGGUGGUUAUUCGAAAAGAGAAAAAGACAGGCUUCAACCCUAUGAUACAAAAAACUGAAGGGUUCGCGAAGGAAAAAGGCCAAGACGAAGAAGAGAAAAUACACGUGGACUUCAAGUCCACUCGAUCAGCCAUGAGCGCUGGACCGACAGAUGCAGGUGCUACUGCGACUUAUGAGCUCGAUACGGAUUUUGAUCGGGACGCGCAAGCAUUAUACGAGAAGAAAUUACAAGUGAAUAAAGAAUUGAUGGAGAAAGAAGUAGAUGAGAAAGUUUACAAGGGUUUGAAUAAUUACAUGCAGUUCUAUGAAAAGCGAGACACAGCGCAAGGAAAUGCUGCCAGUGGCAUGGUUAGGCAAGGACCCAUAAGAGCCCCCAAGAACUUGCGUGCUACGAUCCGCUGGGACUACCAGCCAGACAUCUGUAAAGACUAUAAGGAAACUGGUUUUUGUGGUUUUGGGGACAGCUGUAAGUUUUUGCAUGAUCGCAGUGACUAUAAGCAUGGAUGGCAGCUUGAACGUGAAUGGGAGCAUGGCAAACCAGACAGUGCAGAUCCCCACCAGUACGAAAUAGACAGUGACAAUGAAGACAAUUUGCCUUUUGCAUGCAUAAUGUGCAGAAAAACCUUUAAGAACCCUGUAGUGACUAAGUGUUUACAUUACUUCUGUGAGGCUUGUGCUUUGCAACAUUACAAGAAGAACUCCAAGUGCUUUGUGUGUGGUGUGCAGACAUAUGGGGUUUUUAACCCAGCCAAGGAUAUCAUCAAGAAAAUGAAGGAAAAUAAUGUGGAAGAGGGAGUUGAGACAAGUCAUGCUGAAAGUGGCGAGGACAAUGAAUAGUGAUUGGGAAAAAUCACCUUAGAUAAUACAUAAACAAAUAUUAACUUGAAGCCAAGUUGACUAUUGUGUGUUCUCAUCAAAUAACUCCCAUAAAAUGUUCCAGGAGUGGAUAUGAGUACCAAACAAAUGAAUGAUUUAUUUGUCAUUUUAUACAAAACAAAGAGACAUGACUUUUCCUUAAUUUUUGAUUAAAGGAGGCUAAAUUUCCACCCAGUCCACCCUCCCCCUGUAUCCACCCUGUGCAGUAUGGGGCCCAGUAUCCUGCCAGCUCCAGUUUGAAUAAUAUCCUGCUUUAUAUUUCUUCUAUAAUCAUCAAUACCUCUUAAAAACCUAAAAGAUUGUGUUUUAUUUCAUCUUUUAUUUUGUAAAGCAAAUUUAUUUGCAUACUGUGGCACAGUGUGACAUAUUCAAUAAAACCACUUUCAGUUA